Symbiodinium natans is the source of this 1491-nucleotide messenger RNA. The record is from the annotation of a GenBank genome assembly. NCBI's taxonomy places the organism in Eukaryota, Dinophyceae, Suessiales, Symbiodiniaceae.
AUGUCGGCAAAGGAGCUGAAGAUGGAGCGCCUCGACCUUAGCUCCAAUAUGGCCUGCUCCCUCCUUUGCCGCUGGCCAGCGGGCGCCGGCCCCGAGUGCGCUGUGGUGGGCAAGUGCAUUCUCUUCAACAAGACAGGCUUGCCCUUGGUGGCUCGCGAAAGUGAGGCCACGGCACCGGUUGGGAUCCUGGCACCUGGCAAGGUCGCGGUUCUCCGAGCAGAGGUGGAAGUUCGUGUUGGAACCGGUGGAGCCCAGGCUACAGAGGCGCCAUCGUCCAAGCUGACGCUUCCUUCGUGCACAGAAACCCUUCAUUGUCGUGUCACAGCUGCAGUGAACGAAACCAGCAAGAUCUUCAACUGGGUUGAGCAUGCGGUCACGCUGAAGGAUGGCAAGCUGCUCCUGGGCCUUCCGAAUGGCUCUGCCCCUUGCGCUGUUUGGCCGCUGAGCACCCACAGUACCGCCACUGCUGCAGAGCCACACAUGGCGGCCGGAGAGAAGGACUGCUUCAUGCUGGAAGAUCCAGGGCGCGGUCAGCCUCUUCUCUUCCGAGCUCCCAGCCGACAAGCGCAGGUCGACUGGCUCAGCCGCCUUCGCGAGACGGUGGCGGCACUCAAGCAGGAGGAUGAGACAAGCAUCACCGCUGGCUGGGAUGAUGCGCACGGAGUGUGCAUACGCGGUCGCAUCCCAGACGGCUUAUUCAAUGCCUGGUGUUCGGACGGCAUCCCUGUGCAAGUUCCUGAUCAAGGCGAGUUCAUCAUUACGGCUGGCACGGCCCAAGCACCGCUCGCCAUGUUCCUGGGCGUUCAGGUUCAUCCUUUGAUGGGCCUCUUCACGCAGUCCAAAGGUGUCACUGUGACGCCGCGCUUUGUCCUCCGAAAUGCCUCUGCGAGCUAUGUCCAGGUGUUACCAGCGCUCCUCCCACCGAAUGAUGCCAACUGGCCUGAAGUGCCUUCUCGCAGCGCUGACAUAGUCGAGGAGCACGCAGGUCGGAUUCUCUCGAUCGCGGAUUUCAUCGCGCAAGACGACGAGAAGGAGGCGAUCUGGGUGCCGCCUGGCGCAAGCCUGGCGCUGUUCCACUUCCCAACGCGUUGCCAGGCAUCGGAUCUGCGCAAGGGUGCCAAGGCAGUGGCUUUGCGCCUUCCAGGGCGGCCAUUGCUCCAGAUGAUCUCCGUGAAGUACAAAUACCCUCUGGCCCUCGACCGUGUGUCGACUGGAGGCUUUCUUCCGUACAGGGAUAAGCUGGUGCAGCUCGGACGACUGCCGCAGAGCAUGCGGAUCCUUGCGAAGGAGGGGCGGCUGCUGUGCCUGCGCGGAGAGUACCUCAAGGAUUUCGACUUCGGGGAGGUGGUGCUGAGCCGGCCAGCGGAAGUCUGGAUUGGCCUUCCAAACACGGGCACCGUGGAGCCGGCAAAAUGGCUGUUGAAGGAGCCGUGGACGAAAUUGUCGCAGGCCGCGCCGGAAGUCAGGAUUGCAGAGGUCGAGUGGAGGUAG